CAAAAUGAGCCGGCGCUCCUUUCGCUGCUCUUUCUGCUUGUCCGCUGACUUGCCAAGGCGUUAAGAUGUUAGCUGGCUAACUAGCUGGAAAAGAGUAACUAAAUCGGAUUACCUGCUUCCUCUGGGGGAACGCAUUUGUUGCGCGAGCUCGUCAAUUCCCCGCAGCUCCGAUGCUCCUCGUGCGUUUUCAUUGUUGCUUCUUCUCGCUCGUUCCAUCCCCAGAAUUGAGUCCAGAGCCGCGACUUUAAGCUUUAAUCAUUCGCCAGCGUCAGUACUGUACGCUCGUCUGGUUGUCGGCGAAUUUACAGCAGGAGACGAAGGGGAGCCGGCGGCGGGGAGCGCGCGAGGAGCCGCCGAACAUUGAAGUGGUACCGCUGACCCAGCCGAAAGUCUGGACGGGCGGACCGACGCGCUAGCCUCUGCCGCCGGAUAGCCGGACCCAGAACCGAAGCUCUCUCCCCCGCUGAAGGCAGCAGCCAGCCGAAGCAGAGAUGUCAGGGAAGGAUAAAGACAAAGACAAGGAGAAACAGUCCACCACAGACCGGCUUGUCAAAGUUGUGCCGUACCCUCCACAGCAUAAGCUAACGACAAAAGAACUGUUUGAAGACGGAAAGCCCAAUGCAGAGCUGCUCCGCAACCACCUGGUGAAAGAGGGCCGCGUGGAAGAGGACGUGGCCCUGAAGAUUAUCAACGACGGGGCCAACAUCCUGCGCCAGGAGAAGUGCAUGCUGGAGGUCGAGGCGCCCAUAACAGUGUGCGGCGAUGUCCACGGACAGUUCUUUGACCUUAUGAAGUUGUUUGAAGUCGGAGGCUCUCCCAGUAACACGCGGUACCUGUUCCUCGGCGACUAUGUGGAUCGAGGUUAUUUCAGUAUCGAGUGCGUUCUCUACCUCUGGUCGCUUAAGAUCAACCACCCCACUACGCUCUUCCUCUUGCGUGGGAACCACGAGUGCCGGCACCUCACCGAGUACUUCACCUUCAAACAGGAAUGUAAAAUCAAAUACUCUGAGCGGGUAUAUGACGCCUGCAUGGAAGCCUUCGACUGCCUGCCACUCGCUGCCCUGCUCAACCAGCAGUUCCUGUGUGUUCACGGGGGACUCUCGCCAGAAAUCAACUGCUUAGACGACAUAAGAAAAUUAGAUAGAUUUAAAGAGCCACCAGCGUUUGGGCCGAUGUGUGACCUGAUCUGGGCUGACCCUGGUGAGGACUACGGCAGCGAAAAGACAUCCGAACACUUCAAUCACAACUCUGUCCGAGGCUGCUCGUACUUUUUCAGCUACGCAGCAGUUUGUGACUUUUUGGUAAAUAAUAACUUGCUCUCAGUAAUAAGAGCCCAUGAAGCGCAGGAUGCAGGGUACAGGAUGUACAGAAAAAGCCAGACUACGGGCUUCCCAUCAUUAAUCACAAUCUUUUCAGCUCCAAAUUAUUUAGACGUCUACAACAACAAAGCUGCUGUAUUAAAAUAUGAGAACAAUGUGAUGAACAUCCGACAGUUCAACUGCUCCCCCCACCCCUACUGGUUGCCCAACUUCAUGGAUGUCUUCACAUGGAGUUUGCCUUUUGUUGGAGAGAAAGUGACCGAGAUGCUGGUGAAUGUAUUAAACAUUUGCUCUGAUGAUGAGCUCAUGUCAGAAGGAGAUGACCUGUAUGAAGGUGGCACAUCGGCAAUGCGCAAGGAGGUGAUCCGGAACAAGAUUCGUGCCGUGGGAAAAAUGGCACGAGUUUUCUCAGUUCUCAGGGAGGAGAGUGAGAGUGUGCUAACGCUGAAAGGCCUCACCCCUACUGGAACUCUUCCAGUGGGAGUGCUGUCCGGGGGGAAGCAGACUUUACAGAGCGCUACCAUUGAAGCAGCUAAAGCAAAAGCCAUUCAAGGUUUCUCUCCCACGAGGAAGAUCCGCAACUUCGAAGAGGCCCGAGGCCUGGACAGGAUAAACGAGAGGAUGCCACCUCGCAAAGACGGCCAGCAGCCGGACGGGACGGCAGUGAACGCCAACGCCCCCAGCAAGAACGGCACCGACGGAUAGAGGGAGGCGCAGGACGUCCUGUAUCCUCACAGAACCCAUACCGACCCACUCCCGGCUCCCAAAACAAGCUCUGUGUGCGUCUCUGUCCACCCGUCCGUCCGUCCGUCUGUCAGUCUCCUCUGCUGAAACUGUCUGUCCACCUUUUGCUCACGUGGAGCACAGAGUCGGCAGCUUCAAUGGAUAAAAUCUGACGGAGGCCAUAGUGCUGGGAAAACACUUCGAACAACAAAGAGAAGGAGAUGAAGGAAAAAAAAUCGUGACAUACUGAAUGAUGAGCCUGCCGGGGCAGUCUGAUCUUAUUUAUUGAAGUUUAUAUAUGUUAGUUUUAUUUAAUAGCGAGUAAUGGUUGAAGACAGUUGUGUAAAUGUAAACUGACUGAACUCAUGUGAAACUACAAAAAGGGAGAAUUUCACAAAUGGAUUCAAAUAGAGCUCUUGUCAUGUAGGCGUUUCAGCCACUUCAUGGUAGCUUUUUUAAAUUAUUGUUUUGAGUUUUUAAUAAGGGACAGGGACAAAUACUGUCUUGAACUCUGGUUCCGGUCUUUACAGAGCACUGAUUCACCUCACUGUCUAGUUAUUGAUCAGACAGAAAUUCAAAAAUUCUGAUCUUUAAUCCGAUCAGUGAAUGCACCAUGCUCACCAGGUUGUUGUAAUGUUAUAAUUUAAAGUGGAAGUCAUUACAAAGUUCACACCAGUUUAGUCUUCUUUAAUCAAACUCCAUCUCGUUUCUUUCAUAAAGUUCGGUUCAUUUGGGGAGGUGUGGACGCGUAGUCGAACUUCGAUGUCGACCAGAAAAACAAACUCUGGUCAUCCUGCUGACCUCGAUCUCGGUUCGGUUUGAAUGCAUAUCUGAAUGUCAAGCAGAUAGGAGACUGCUCCAAAAGUAGAAAGUAAAAUGCAGGGCAUUCUGGAAAAAAAAAAAAAAAAAAGCAAAUAUGCGAGGCGGAGAAAAGGCUCGUGGUCUUUUGCCAAAGCUGAAAGAGAAAUCCUAAAACCACUACAAUCUGACACCACUUUUAUUUUGUUUACAUUUUGUGAAGAAGGAAGUCGCGAUCGGUGUAUUCUUUAGAGAUUUUUGUGUCGUUUCAGAGGCUCUUGGUGCAGCAACACUGCAGACAAGGAGGUUAAAAGCUUUCUGAACGGUUUAGAUGGUUUGAUAAGGUGCAGUGUGAGCGCCAAUCGAUGAAAAUGCAACAAGUGUUGCGACUUUGGUUGAUUAGGUAUGAAAACACUCAAGGUUUUUAGAAGCUGUUUUAAAGAUGACAGUUUUAGUUAGAGAGGCGUCUGUUCUUCCUUCAGGCUGGAGAACGAGAGAGAGCAACACUUGGAGCAGAUAACAGGAAGGCUGAAUGGUACACAUUUUGGGCUACAUUCUGCAAAAUAGAAUCCAUGAUCACUGCAGGAACUGAACUAAUGCUAGAUGGUAAAGAUGUUUUAAAUCUUUAAUCCUACAACUCCACAUCGUUUUGAAAUAUUAGAAAUAUUACUCUGAACAUCACACCUGCUCCUGAUGUAAUUAAUCAAAGACUGCCAUAAAGAGGUCGGGUGGGGAAAAAAGGCUUGAAGCUUCAGAAACUGACGACAGAAUUUGAAUACGGUAUUGAAAGUCUGUCAUUUGAAUGUAAUUUUAAUGUAAAUGAUCGUUUAAUACUCUGAGACUGAAACCCUCCUUUGUCUUUUUCCCAAAGAUGGCUCCGGUGUUGUUGUUCAGGAAUGACGUUUAUGUGAAGGACGUGUCGGUAAAAUGAAACAAAGUACCGACACUUUGCGUGCGAUCACAGUUGCCAUCGGUUACAUACGCUGUUGCCUUGAUGGCAGCUGAAAGCAUCAUUGGUUCUCCUGCAACAUGCUUCCCGCUCUGGUCACACUAGCUGCGUUUCCGUUACUGAUGCGCGCAAAACUUUGUCGAUGUUCCGCUGACGUCGGAACAAACACAAUUUCGAAAUUGUGGCGUUUUUAUCAAAUAAGAAACGCAAUUAAAAUGCCACAUGACUAAGUUAAUGAAUGCAUUAUCGCAAUAAGUCAUUCAGAAACACGCCAUGUCGCGAUCUUCCAACCACUUCCUGCUGUCUUCUUCUUUGUGGUUUGCGACGUCCGGGUGUUGAUGUGACUCAUGAUGCAGAAACUGCGUUUUAGUUUGAGUUUUUUGUAAAAUAAACCAAUUUUCGAUUUGGCCUCCCCGCCCCCCCCAAAAAAAACCUGUCAUCCCUGCACCAAAACUUAUGAUAGAAAAACUUUUCUUUUUUUUCAAAAUUACUGUGCUUCCAUUAAGCAAAUUUAUUUUCAAAAUGUCAAAUUGCGCAAUGACAUGGUCAAUGGAGACGCAGCUACUGUUGGAUCCAAGACUUGAAUAUUAAGAGGCAGUUAAAGAAGCUGUUUAGAAGCUGUUUUAAAGCAUCUUCUGUUCAUAAAAAAGAAAAAAAAAGGACAAUAGCUGUAUUUUCUCGUACAAAAGGACAUAUUUAUGUAUUCCCGGAGGCUGUGGACGCUGGCGAGCCUCCUUCGUUUGGAAACGUGUUCCACGGCGCCGCUGCAGUUUGACUCUCAAAGUUCCAUUUGAAGACUCUAAAAACAGAACUGGGGCGUGCUCCGCUUUUGUUUCACUGUUCUCAUGUUGAUUAUACAGGUUGCCGAUUCCUUUUAGCUCAUAGCCGUGAACCCGGCACAAGAAGGAGAAGAAGAUUGGAAACGCCAAACGACUUUGACGCCGCCGCACACAGACACAAUGGACUGAGUCAGUCUGCUCAGCAGGGACGCGGCUAUAAAAGGGAGGGAGCGCCUCCGCCGUACUUUCCUCAUCUCAAGCACGGCUGAUUCAGAGAUGUAGUAACUCGACGUCCCCUCUAGCUCGGCCGGGCCAUCGACACCUGCUGAGACACCCGGUGUGUGUGUGUGAGCGCGUGUGUGUGUGUGUGAGCGUGUGUGUGUGUGUGUGUGUGUGUGUGUGUGUGUGUUUUCCCUUUUCCUCAGUGAUCUAACUCUCUUCAGGCACUCUGUCUUCUGGUCACAGUCACUCCCAGCCCUUUAAAACCCGUUUUUUGCUAAAGAAACUGGUGCUCCAACACACCUGGCUGUAACUGCAUUGUCUUUUUUUUUUUUUUUUUUUAGCAAGAUAGGUGCAAAUAAGCUUGAAGAUUUGCUAUUAUCCUGUAAAUUGACGACUUCUGUUUUUUAAGCAAGUACAAAAACGAAGGGCAGCAUCAGCAGGGUUCCCACGUAGUCUUCUGUUUCUGGAAUUUGGUCAGAACUAGUAUGGAAAAAGAAAACCUUAUCCAAACGUCCGUCCUUCUGUCCAUUAUGGUGUCCUUCGUUCCUCGUUUCCUUUCAUUCUUUCUUGUCUGUCCUUUUUGUUUCCUAUCUAGCUUUUUCUCCAUCCAUCCUGGCGUCAUUUCCGACCUUCCACCCUUCUUUAGGCCUUUCUUUUUUACGUCCUUCCCUUUUCACUUCCUGGUCUUUCCUCCCUUUAUUUCCUGUUUCUCUCCCUUGUUCUGUUUGUCCUUGAACUCUUCCUUCCUUGCUGUCUUGUCAUUCAUCUGUUCCUGCUAUGCCUAACCUCAUUUUUCAGUUUCCUUGUUUCUCACGUUCUUUUCUUCCACCCUUCUAUCUCUAUUUUUUUCUGUUUUUUACUCCUUGUUACCUUCCACCAUUCUGGGCCAGUGUCUUUUCUUCAUCGUCCUUUUUCGUUUUUUUUUUUUUUGCUUUAUUUCUCUUUGUCUUUCCUUCCUUUCUUCAGUUCUUCCUGCCCUCCUGCAUUUUUGUCAUUUCUAUUCAUUCUUCCUUUGUGUCCUUCCUUCCUUCCUUUUUUCCUUUCUUCCUUCCUACCUGUCAGUCAGUCUCUGGUAUUUGCAGGUUUCAUAAAAAAAUAAAAUAAUUUGAAAAACUUGCCAUAAAUUCACAGGGAAUGUUUUUAUUUCAGUUAGAAAACUGAAAUGGAUGUAGAAAAGUUUUUAUUUUUUCUUCUUCUACACAUUAAGUGUGUAGGACUCCUGUGUAUGCGAGGAAGUUUGUAGUCACACAAGACUUCGAACUUGAGUUAUUUGUUGAACAUGUUAUUUUUUGCAGUGCGGCUCGUUAGAUUUCUGGACUUCUCCCAGGAAAUGAAGUGUUUUUCUUUUUUUUUUUUGGUUUACGUUCAUAUCUGUGAUGUUGGAAAUUGUUUUUAAGGCUUUCCAGGGUGAGCCAUACAGUGUACUGACUCCUGUCAGAUCUUAAACAUAUCUUUAAGAAUGUUUUGAAAAAAAAAAAAAAUCUAAUCUUAUGUUAGCUGUAAUAAAGGGUCAAGAACUGUAUUGUAUAUGUCCUGCAAGGCCAUGAAUUUGUUUAGGUACAUGUACUUUUUGGGGCGGGGAAAUAAAAUAAAUUCUAAACAUUGA
This is a messenger RNA of Poeciliopsis prolifica (blackstripe livebearer), 6396 nucleotides long. It is a transcript of the gene ppp3cca, whose product is annotated as protein phosphatase 3, catalytic subunit, gamma isozyme, a. NCBI's taxonomy places the organism in Eukaryota, Metazoa, Chordata, Actinopteri, Cyprinodontiformes, Poeciliidae. Gene Ontology annotation, biological process: calcineurin-mediated signaling. Bases 492 to 2024 code for a protein of 510 amino acids. The record is from RefSeq and is a predicted model, not a curated record. The transcript is spliced from 14 exons. Gene Ontology annotation, cellular component: calcineurin complex; cytoplasm. Gene Ontology annotation, molecular function: calmodulin binding; calmodulin-dependent protein phosphatase activity.